Saprolegnia diclina VS20 is the source of this 1653-nucleotide messenger RNA. RefSeq lists its product as hypothetical. NCBI's taxonomy places the organism in Eukaryota, Oomycota, Saprolegniomycetes, Saprolegniales, Saprolegniaceae. The transcript has a single exon. The record is from RefSeq and is a predicted model, not a curated record. Bases 1 to 1575 code for a protein of 524 amino acids.
AUGACAUCGCCGACCACAAAACCAAAGCAGUCGCUCUUCUACACACGCAAGAAGGUCCCGCACCGCGCGUACUUGGAGCCGUCGAUCCAGAAUAUUCCGGCGUCACCGGCUGCGGCCCACCUGCGCCCGCCACCGCCACGCCUGCCCACCGACCCCACACAUUUCAUCGGCAUUGCGUCCUACCGCGACGGCUUCAAGUGCGGCUACACGCUCUGGACCGCCUUUACGAAUGCGCAGUACCCCGACCGUGUCUUCCUUGGCGUCGUUGACCAGACCGGACCCGGCGACCUCAUCUGCCUCGAAGAGUACUGUCGCCGCGCCAAAGAGACCUGGCCCGACCACGACUGCCGAUACAAAGCCAACAUCAAGAUCGACGCGCGCGAUGCGCGCUUGUCCAAAGGGCCCGUGAUUGCGCGCUGGCAGCAACAACAGCUCAUCGGAGACCAAGAUUUCUGCAUGGAGCUCGACGCGCACUCGAAGUUUCUGGCCGAUUGGGACGUCGAGAUCGUCAAGGACUGGCUGCGGACAGAGAACGAGAUGGCCGUCUUCUCCAACUACCCAAUGGCCUACAGCUUUAUCUCACCAGGCGACAAGAUCUCAACGCACUACAGCUCGCACUUGGCGUCGUACCUCGAGCGCAGCCACGAGUAUGACAUUCCGGUCAUUGGCGGCUACCUCCUCAUUGACGACUCGGAGGUGCCGCAGAUGUCGGCGCUCUGGGGCGGCUGCCUCUCGUUCAGCAAGUGCCACGCCGAGAAACGCGCGCCCAUGGACAAGUACAUGAAGUGGAUCUUCUGGGGCGAAGAGUACCUCCGGUCCAUGCAGCUCUGGACGCACGGCUACGACAUUUACUCGCCGUCGCGCCACGGCCACAUCGUGUUUCACAACUGGACCAACGACCCGCAGAAGAAGCGGUUUUGGGACAAUGUGACCACCGUGGCCGAGAAGCCGCGCGAAGAAGCGAUCGCGUACAACCGUCUUCGUACGAUGCUGACGCUGCCGUUCCAAGGCGAGGUCGACACGCGCGAGCUGCACCGGUUUGGGCCCGGCCGCGUCCGCUCGAUUGCGCAGUUUCUCAACUUCUCGGGCAUUUCCAACACGAACGCGUCGCUGGACGAGUGGCCGACGGCGCAGCGUCGAUGGGUGCCGUACUCCGUGCCGGACGAAGUCGAGGAGCUGCUACCGGGCUGGACGCUCCACGGCAGCAAGGAGAUCUCCGAGCCAAUGGUGCAGAAUGAACUGCAGAAGCUCGCGGCCGAGCUCCACGGCGAUCGGGGUGCGCAAAAUACAUCGCUGCAGGCGCAAGCCCAGCAGCUGGACGCGAACCGUGCGGGCCGCGAAGAUGUGCUCCUCCAGAAACUGGCCACCAAGCUCGAAGAAGCCCGCGCUGCGAACGAGGCGACGCUGUUGCACAUUCGACAAGAGAUUGCAAAGCUCCACGCGGUGCCGUCAGCAGUGAUCGCGUCACCGGCGCUCCUAACGAGUCUCGUACCCAUGGGUGUCGUCGCGUGUGCCCUCUUGGUGCUCUACUUUGUGGCGGGGCUUCGGCGUGCACGGUCCGCCGGGACCAAGUAGUCUGCUCAUUCCUUAGUUUUCGUUUGGAGUAGGCUAAUGAAUUUCACUGUACCAGUAAUGGAACUGGAGCAUGUAGCC